CUUCUGUUCAAGGAAGUUACAAGACUAUGACAAAGUGAAACUGUGGUCUUGUGCUCUUCAUGGGACCGUAAAGCUGAACCCGUGCUCAGCGGACUUUGAGCGUGGAAAUCAAUCAAUAACUGUCUGUCUGUUCUCGCAGCUGUCAGAGUUUAGCUGCGUCCAACACAGACACUUCUCCUUAUCGUUCAAUGGAUUUCCACCAACUUAACUCUUUCAAAACCUUUAGGGAAGCGUGGAGUUGUUAUGGUUACGGAAAAAACCUGGAGGACGUGCUGGAGGGGGAGUUCACGCGGAUUAAAGGCACUGUAUAUCUGGAUCAUGCUGCAACUACUUUGUACCCGGAAUCACUGGUCAAGAACUACUGCCUAGAUAUUUCAAGGAACACGUAUGGAAACCCUCACAGCCACAACCCCAGCAGCAGGUUGACACAUGAUACUGUGGAGAGGGUCAGAUACAGAAUAUUGCAGCAUUUCAACACGACCCCUGAAGAGUACUCAGUGAUUUUCACCUCUGGCAGUACAGCCGCUAUCAAAUUAGCGGCAGAGGUCUUCCCCUGGAGGUCGCAGACAGAAAGCGAGGCGGGCAGUUACUUCUGCCAUCUCACCGACAACCAUACGUCUGUUGUUGGCGUAAGAGGUCUAACGUCAACCCGGGGAGUAGUCACCCUGCCCGUUUACCCCCAGGAAGUGGAAGAUAGGGCAAAAGAUAAGACUCAAGGCAAAGAUACAGUUUGUCACACGCCGCAUCUCUUCUGCUACCCGGCGCAGAGCAACUUCUCAGGGACAAAGUAUCCCCUGAGCCACGUCGAAGGCAUCCAGGCAAGACGUCUUUAUCCAGCGUGUGACCAUCAGGGCCAGUGGUUUGUGCUGCUGGAUGCGGCCUCGCUUGUCAGCUGUUCUCCUCUCAAUCUCCAAGACUGCCCAGCUGAUUUCAUUCCCAUCUCCUUCUACAAGAUAUUUGGCUUCCCUACAGGUCUGGGGGCCCUGCUUGUCCGCAACAAUGCAGCAGGCAUACUAAAAAAGGCUUAUUUUGGGGGAGGCACAGCAGCAGCUUACCUUUCUGGAGAAGAUUAUUAUGUGCAGGCUGCAAACCUUUCUGACAGAUUGGAAGAUGGUACUGUCUCCUUCCUGGACAUCAUUGCCCUCAAUCACAGUUUUGAUGCAUUAUACAGGAUCACCGGGGGAAUGCAAAAUAUACAAAAGCACACCUUUGGCUUAGCACGUUACACUUAUAUGCUUCUGUCAAGUCUUUGCCAUGGCAACGGGCGAGCGGUGGCUCAAAUGUACACACAAGGCCAAUUUGAUAGUCCAAGCUCCCAGGGCGCGAUAUUAAACUUCAACUUGAUGGACUCGCACGGAGAAAUAAUUGGAUAUUCUCAGGUGGACAGAAUGGCAAGUUUAUACAACAUUCAUGUGCGCACUGGUUGCUUUUGCAACACUGGAGCUUGUCAGAGCUUUCUUGGCAUCACAAAUCAGCAGAUGAGGAGAAACUUGCAGGCCGGCCACGUCUGCGGAGACACCAUGGACAUGGUGGAUGGCCAGCCGACCGGAUCUGUUCGCGUGUCGUUUGGCUACACGUCGACGUUUGACGACUGUCAAAAAUUCCUGAGUUUUGUUGUCGACUGCUUCGUGAACAAACCGCCGACGGUCGACCAGGCGAGACUAGAGGGGCUUAAAGCAGCUAGCAUAUCAAUUGAAGAGACAACAAUCGUUAUCAAGGAAGUGACACACAAAAGUGAAGACAAGAAAAUUGUUUCACUGAAGGGAUUUGAACCCGUGAGUCCAAACAACUUUGAGGGACCUUAUACGUUGACGAACAUCUACAUCUAUCCCAUCAAAUCAUGCGGUGCAUUUGAGGUCCAGAACUGGCCAGUUGGACCUCAGGGUUUACUAUACGACCGAAGCUGGAUGGUGGUAAAUGGAAAUGGCGUGUGCUUGAAUCAAAAAAGAGAGCCACGUUUAUGCCUCAUUCACCCACAAGUUCAUCUGUCCUCAAAUGAAUUGCUCCUGCAGGCACCAAGGAUGAAUAACAUUUCAGUUGCACUGGAAAUUAGGACUCAAAAGCACGCAAGCUUUCCCGUCUGUCAGAGUAAAGUUUGUGGUGACAGGGUGGAGACGAUGGACUGUGGCGACGAGGUUGCAUCGUGGCUUUCGGACUUGCUUGGACAGCCAUGCCGCCUUAUACGACAAAGUCCUGAUUUCACUCGACAUACGAACGAGAAGUCUGCUUCGGCCGUCACUUCCUCGUCACUCUCCCUGGUGAAUGAAGCUCAGUAUCUCAUGAUCAACCGUGCUAGUGUGGAGCUCAUUCAGAAAGUAAUGAGGAGCAGGCAAGACUAUCCCGAGCUUGACGCACAGAACAUCAUCGGUCGGUUCCGGUCCAAUUUUGUCAUCUCGGGGGUUGAAGCGUUUGAAGAAGAUAAUUGGUCACACUUGAUUAUCGACAACCUUCAAUUCAGGGUCAGAGGUCAAUGUGUACGCUGCCAAAUGAUUGGAGUUGACCAGAACACGGGGACCAAAACAAAGGAGCCGCUGAUGUCUCUUUCUGCGUACCGCAAUGGAAAGAUUACAUUUGGUGUGUACUUGAGCCAUCAGUUGCCCGAAGGUUCACCAACAGCUGGUGUCCUCAGUGCUGGCUCCCACGUACUGCCAAAGCUCCAUGCUUUUGAAACGGGUCAGACAUCUUCACCAACAUCUCUUUCUUAGUAAACAUCAUGGGAUUUCUGAUUUCUGCCAUUGAAUCUAUACAAUAUGAACAAUAUAUGCAGUAAAUCAUAAAGGAGUGCACUUACUGUAGAUACUGCUGGAUGGGAAGCUAUGUGUUUUCCCUUAAGUGUUGUUUUGUAACUAUGUGAAGCUCAUUGAGUAACCUUGUGUAUGAAAUGCUGUAAAUAAAUAAAGCUGCCUUGCUUUUU
Syngnathus acus (greater pipefish) is the source of this 2914-nucleotide messenger RNA. RefSeq names its product molybdenum cofactor sulfurase (gene mocos). The record is from RefSeq and is a predicted model, not a curated record. Gene Ontology annotation, molecular function: molybdenum cofactor sulfurtransferase activity; pyridoxal phosphate binding; molybdenum ion binding. Lineage: Eukaryota; Metazoa; Chordata; Actinopteri; Syngnathiformes; Syngnathidae. Gene Ontology annotation, biological process: Mo-molybdopterin cofactor biosynthetic process. The transcript is spliced from 16 exons. Bases 189 to 2705 code for a protein of 838 amino acids.